AUGCAGAUCUUCGUGAAGACCCUCACGGGCAAGACUAUCACUCUCGAGGUGGAGUCUUCCGACACCAUCGACAAUGUCAAGACCAAAAUUCAAGACAAGGAAGGCAUCCCUCCUGACCAGCAACGCCUGAUCUUCGCCGGCAAGCAACUUGAAGAUGGCCGCACUCUGUCCGACUACAACAUUCAGAAGGAGUCAACGUUGCACCUGGUCCUGCGCCUGCGGGGAGGAGCCAAGAAGCGCAAGAAGAAGGUCUACACCACCCCCAAGAAGAUCAAGCAUAAGCGUAAGAAGACCAAGUUGGCUGUACUCAAGUACUACAAGGUCGAUGGCGAUGGCAAGAUUGAGCGAUUGAGGCGUGAAUGUCCGACUAAGGAAUGCGGCGCUGGUGUCUUCAUGGCGGCCAUGCACAACCGACAAUACUGUGGCCGCUGCCACUUGACCUACGUCUUUGAUGAUUCUAAGUAG
Molecule: messenger RNA, 465 nt
Organism: Rhinocladiella mackenziei CBS 650.93
Lineage: Eukaryota; Fungi; Ascomycota; Eurotiomycetes; Chaetothyriales; Herpotrichiellaceae
Product: ubiquitin-40S ribosomal protein S27a
Exons: 2
Coding region: 1-465 (154 amino acids)
Biological process (GO): protein ubiquitination; modification-dependent protein catabolic process; translation
Cellular component (GO): ribosome; nucleus; cytoplasm
Molecular function (GO): ubiquitin protein ligase binding; protein tag activity; structural constituent of ribosome
Source: RefSeq, a predicted model, not a curated record